Molecule: messenger RNA, 873 nt
Organism: Otolemur garnettii (small-eared galago)
Lineage: Eukaryota; Metazoa; Chordata; Mammalia; Primates; Galagidae
Gene: YIPF5
Product: Yip1 domain family member 5
Exons: 7
Biological process (GO): regulation of ER to Golgi vesicle-mediated transport; endoplasmic reticulum to Golgi vesicle-mediated transport; vesicle fusion with Golgi apparatus
Cellular component (GO): trans-Golgi network
Source: RefSeq, a predicted model, not a curated record
AACCGGGCUAGUUCCAGGAUCUGGAACUGAGUUUGUGGCGUUUGGGGGUGCUGCUGGAGCGACCGCCACCGCCGCCUCAACCUUUGAUCAUUUGCAAUGUCAGGCUUUGAAAACUUAAACACGGAUUUCUACCAGACAAGUUACAGCAUCGAUGACCAAUCACAGCAGUCCUAUGAUUAUGGAGGAAGUGGAGGACCCUAUAGCAAACAGUAUGCCAGCUAUGACUACUCGCAGCAAGGCCGAUUUGUCCCACCAGACAUGAUGCAGCCACAGCAGCCAUACACGGGGCAGAUUUUCCAGCCAACUCAGACGUAUACUCCCUCACCUCAGCCAUACUAUGGAAACAACUUUGAGGAUGAGCCGCCUUUAUUAGAAGAAUUAGGUAUUAAUUUUGACCACAUCUGGCAAAAAACACUAACAGUGUUACAUCCAUUAAAAGUGGCAGAUGGUAGCAUCAUGAACGAAACUGAUUUGGCAGGCCCGAUGGUUUUUUGCCUUGCCUUUGGAGCCACAUUAUUGCUGGCUGGCAAAAUCCAGUUUGGCUAUGUAUAUGGGAUCAGUGCAAUCGGAUGUUUAGGAAUGUUUUGUUUAUUGAACUUAAUGAGUAUGACAGGUGUUUCAUUUGGUUGUGUGGCAAGCGUCCUUGGAUAUUGUCUUCUUCCCAUGAUUCUCCUUUCCAGUUUUGCAGUCAUAUUUUCUUUGCAGUAAGUACUAAUCUUUACUUUGGGGUUUGAUUGACCAAUUGUGUGGUGGUGCUUUUUUUCGGCUUCCAAAAUUUUUAUUUCUGCAUUAGCCAUGGAAGGACAGCAACUUUUAGUAGCAUAUCCUUGUGCUUUGUUAUAUGGAGUCUUUGCCCUAAUUUCCAUCUUUUGA